GGGAAAGGAGUUCUGGUUGGUCAGGGUCCCAAUAAAAAGUGCGCAUGGGGCUAGAGCGGUGGCGCACUCGUCCCUGCAAAGUUCACCCCCAAGGACGUUCGUGUAGACACAGAUCCAGUCAUGCAGAAGUCUAAGGAUAUGGGCUCCUCGAUCAUCCACACGCAGCAGCUGCACGCUGCAAUGGCGGACACUAUGAUCGAGCAUAUGUGUCUCCUGGACAUCGACUCUGAGCCUGCUGUGUCUCGCAACACCGGCAUCAUCUGCACCAUCGGCCCGGCCUCUCGAUCCGUGGAGAUGGGCAAGGAAAUGAUCAAGGCUGGGAUGAACAUUGCAAGAAUGAACUUCUCUCAUGGCACACAUGAGUAUCAUGCCGAGACCAUCAAGAACAUCCGUGAGGCCACUGAGAGCUUUACACCUGGUUCUGUGGAGUACAGACCAGUGGCUAUUGCUUUGGACACAAAAGGACCAGAAAUCAGGACCGGACUUAUCAAAGGGAGUGGCACAGCCGAAGUUGAACUGAAGAAGGGUGAAACUAUUAAGAUCACCCUCGAUGACCAGUACAAGGAGAAAUGUGAUGAGAAAGUCCUGUGGCUCGACUACAAAAACAUUACUAAAGUCGUGCAGACCGGCAGCCAUAUCUAUGUUGACGACGGUCUCAUUUCCCUCAAGGCCACUCAGAUCGGUGGUGACUUCAUUAUGUGUGAAAUUGAGAAUGGUGGCAUGCUCGGCAGUAAGAAGGGUGUGAACCUGCCCGGAGCUGCAGUGGACCUGCCCGCUCUGUCAGAGAAGGACAUUCAGGACCUGCAAUUUGGCGUGGAGCAGGGUGUUGACAUGGUCUUUGCCUCCUUCAUCCGCAAAGCCGCCGACGUGGAGGCUGUCAGGAAGACACUGGGCGAGAAGGGCAAAGACAUCAAGAUCAUCAGCAAACUGGAGAACCACGAGGGAGUGCGCAGAUUCGAUGAGAUCCUGGAGGCCAGUGAUGGCAUUAUGGUUGCCCGUGGAGAUCUGGGUAUCGAAAUCCCCACAGAGAAAGUUUUCCUGGCUCAGAAGAUGAUGACUGGCAGAUGCAUGAGAGUUGGCAAGCCCAUCACCUGCGCCACUCAGAUGUUGGAAAGCAUGACCAAGAAGCCCCGUCCCACUCGUGCUGAGGCCAGUGAUGUGGCCAACGCUGUCCUGGAUGGAAAUGACUGCAUCAUGCUGAGUGGCGAGACAGCCAAGGGAGACUACCCUCUGGAGGCAGUGCGCACACAACACAUGAUUGCCCGUGAGGCUGAGGCUGCCAUGUUCCACAGGCAGAUGUUUGAGGAGCUGCGCCGCACCUCUCACCUGACUCGGGACCCCACAGAGUCUGUUGCUAUUGGCGCUGUUGAGGCCUCCUUUAAAUGCUGUGCCAGUGCCAUCAUUGUGCUCACCAAGACUGGAAGGUCUGCCCAAAUGCUGUCAAGGUACAGGCCCCGCGCCCCUAUCAUUGCAGUGACCCGCUGUGGCCAGACAGCUCGCCAAUGCCACCUGUGGCGCGGUAUCUACCCCGUCCUGUACACCAAGCCCGCCAACGACGUGUGGGCUGAGGAUGUGGACUUGCGUGUCAACUUUGCCCUGGAAGUUGGCAAGCACCGCAAGUUCUUCAAGUCCGGUGAUGUGGCGAUUGUGGUGACUGGAUGGCGUCCAGGCGCUGGCUACACCAACACCAUGAGAGUUGUGUUGGUGCCUUAAAUUUAAAACAUGGACUUUAAUAAUUUUAAAACUUAAAAACACCCUGCUCCUAUAUAAAAAACUACUUCAUUGGAGGACUUAAGAUGGCGUCAUUCAGUAAUAACAUGAUUCCUACCCGCUUAUAUGCAUUUCACUGUCCAGAUCUUGCUUUGACCUGACCACAUUUUUCAAGCUUCUCUGUUUUAUAAUAUAAAGUGGAUGAACAGGCUGCUGGUGAAAGUGUGGUUAUGUUUUAUAAAGCAUGAUUUGGUUUCUAUCAAUUAAAAUACUCAUUUCCUA
This is a messenger RNA of Periophthalmus magnuspinnatus, 1992 nucleotides long. Its product is annotated as pyruvate kinase PKM-like. The record is from RefSeq and is a predicted model, not a curated record. Bases 121 to 1713 code for a protein of 530 amino acids. NCBI's taxonomy places the organism in Eukaryota, Metazoa, Chordata, Actinopteri, Gobiiformes, Gobiidae. The transcript is spliced from 11 exons. Gene Ontology annotation, cellular component: cytoplasm. Gene Ontology annotation, biological process: glycolytic process. Gene Ontology annotation, molecular function: magnesium ion binding; pyruvate kinase activity; potassium ion binding.